Messenger RNA from Vespula pensylvanica (western yellowjacket), 1613 nucleotides. Its product is annotated as serine protease hepsin-like. Gene Ontology annotation, biological process: proteolysis. Gene Ontology annotation, molecular function: serine-type endopeptidase activity. The record is from RefSeq and is a predicted model, not a curated record. NCBI's taxonomy places the organism in Eukaryota, Metazoa, Arthropoda, Insecta, Hymenoptera, Vespidae. The transcript is spliced from 12 exons. Bases 57 to 1613 code for a protein of 518 amino acids.
UUUAACAUUCUUAGCGAUGUUAAAUCAGUGUACGGAUUAUACUUUAAUCAGAAAAGAUGUUAUACAUUCUUUUCUUCAUUUUUUUCGCUUCUUUCUCUGCAGCAGAUAUAAAUUCUAGAAUCAUAGGAGGAAAGUCUACCACGAUAACUGCACAUCCAUAUCAAGUAUCUCUCCUUUAUAAAAAUAAACUUCUCUGUGGCGGUUCGAUAAUAAGUAAAUUAUGGAUACUAACCGCUGCACAUUGCAUUGAUAGGAUAACAGUCAAAGGACUUUCCGUUCGUGUUGGAAGUACUUAUUAUGCUAAAGAUGGUACGCUCAUCGAGAAUAUAGCUCAACUUAUUCCGCACAAUCUUUAUGACGAUCAUACUCUUGAUUAUGACGUUGGCUUGAUAAAGUUAGCUUCAGAACUGAAGUUUAGUUCGACAGUGAAUAUAGUGAAAUUACCCUCGGUGAACUCAAUCGUGCCAGGUGGACUCAAUGCUGUCAUCACGGGAUGGGGAAAGACGGCAACGACGGAUACAUCUAACAUGUUGCAAGCUCUGACAGUACCCACCGUUGAUCAACAAAAAUGCAUUGAAAUCUUUCGUAAGAGCCCGUAUCAAAUCACGCAACGAAUGAUAUGUGCCGGUUAUCUCUCCGGUGAUAAGGACGCCUGUCAGAGAGAUUCCGGUGGGCCUCUCGUGUAUAAUGGCAAACAGAUAGGUAUCGUAUCUUGGGGUCUAAAGUGUGCAACCAAGGGUUAUCCUGGAAUAUAUACAAGAACGUCUGCCAUACGUGCUUGGAUAACAACUAUGACGAAGAUAUUCUUUCCUGGCUUUUGUCUCGACUCGUCUCUCAUCAUGCGUACUCGACUCUUCCUAUCGUUUCUUUUUCUCUUCGCACAGCUGGUUCUCUCCCAGGAUUUUAAUUGGGAUUACGACGAGGGUCGCAUUGUUGGUGGCCAACAGACCAGCAUUCAUCAGCACCCCUACCAAGUUUCUGUUCGAUUUAAUACUCGUCAUAUCUGCGGUGGUGCUAUCAUUAGUAAGGAAUGGAUUAUCACUGCAGCUCACUGCGUAAAAGACACAUUUGUAAGAUACGUUUCGAUAAAGGCAGGAAUAUCGGAUUUAAGAAUGAGAGGUAUAAUGAUUCGUGCUAAGGAAAUUAUUAUUCAUGAGAAUUAUAAUCAUCAGACUUCGGAUUAUGAUAUCGCGUUGAUUCGAUUAGAGAAGUCAUUUCAUUUUGGACAAAAUAUGAGACCCAUCUCUUUAGCGAAAACUACGGAUCAGUAUACGACAGGUUCUAAGGCUGUUGUGACAGGUUGGGGCGUUUUAAGAAAGAACGGGGUGUUGUCCGAUAAAUUACGCGAAGUAAGAGUGCCGGUUCUCUCGAAUAGAAAUUGUUCAUACUUGUAUAUGGGUCGUGAGAUCACGUCAAGAAUGCUGUGCGCUGGUUAUUUAAAUGUUGGUGGGAGAGAUGCUUGUCAGGGUGAUAGCGGAGGACCAUUAGUACAACACGGAAAACUAAUUGGCCUUGUAUCUUGGGGUUAUGGAUGUGCAGAACCAGCAUAUCCUGGGGUUUAUACGCGAGUAGCAGCUCUUAGAUCUUGGAUAACUGAACAUGCUGGUGUAUGA